Aedes albopictus (Asian tiger mosquito) is the source of this 3328-nucleotide messenger RNA. Its product is annotated as leucine-rich repeats and immunoglobulin-like domains protein 1. The coding region runs from base 121 to 2232 and encodes 703 amino acids. The transcript has 2 exons. Gene Ontology annotation, molecular function: protein binding. The record is from RefSeq and is a predicted model, not a curated record. Lineage: Eukaryota; Metazoa; Arthropoda; Insecta; Diptera; Culicidae.
AAUACAGCUUUCUCGGUAGAAGACGAUGAAAUUUCUGCGAUACAAUCAGUUCUGUUCUGACUGUGAUGUGCGAAACAUAUUUGUGAAUUUUGGAAAAUAGUUGACUAGCAGUUUGUCGAAAUGGAGCUUAAGGGCAUAGGAAUUUUCCUACUCCUCGUCACCACCGCUACAAUGGCGCAGGGAAUCGUACUGGAAUGCUACAGUAGUAGCCAAAACUGUACCUUUUCAGGAGUACGCGUUGAAGACACCGGCACCGAGGUAACAUUCCGGUCCGGUGGUUACUACUACAGCAACCGAUACCAUUUCCGUUUCGUCGACUCAGUACUACUGGAGGUUCCAAAGAGGCUAUUCGAUACAUUCACUACGGUUCAGUCGCUGGACGUGGACAACUGCGAGAUAGAUACGCUGAGCCGAUAUACUUUCGAAAAAGCGAGAGAGUUGCUUUGGUUGAAUAUGUCCAGAAACAACUUGAAUGAGCUAAACAAUUACGUGUUUGGCGGUGCAAAUGCGCUCAAUCUGUUGGAUUUGAGGGAGAACAACAUAUCGACUAUUGAAGAGAAGGCGUUCUACAAUCUGGGUCACCUGACGACGUUGCUGCUGAGUGGAAAUCGUCUGAAAGCUUUCGGAGAUGGUGUAUUUUUGCAUUUGUCUAAUUUGAAGAAACUGUAUGUUGCGAACAAUGAGUUGGAGACAUUGCAAAGUGGACUAUUUCAGAACAAUCCGCUUUUGAUUAUACUGUUUUUGCAGAGCAAUAAACUGGUGUAUCUGGACAAAGCUUUGUUCAUAGGGAUCAGUGAGAUGGAGUAUUUAUGGUUGAGAAACAACAGUCUUACCAGUUUCGAUUUCAGUGAUUUGAAAGUCAAAAGGAUAAACCUCAUGAACAACAAGCUGAAGGAAGUAAAAUUGAACCCAUCAUAUGAGAGUUUAUAUCUGAAUAACAACAGCAUUUCAGAAAUCAUUGCCGAUGAUUUCUCCGAGCUAAAGUUGAGUCGUUUAGAUUUGGCGUGGAACAAUCUUACCUCCAUGGAAGGAAUUGAAAAAAUCAGUAGUCUCGAAGUUCUGGAUUUAUCGCACAACAAAAUUGGUGCUCUCAAACUAUCCAGUUUUGCCAAUCUGAAAAAGCUUGUUGAUCUUAACUUAGAGGAAACCGCCAUCACUAAUUUGCAGCAUGGGACGUUUUCUCAAUUAACUGCCUUGAAGCGCUUGGAUAUUUCGUACAACAAGCUGAAUCGAAUCGAUUUCGAUAUCUUCACUUCAUCGAGCGAAAUGGAAGAAAUAUUCAUAGAAGGAAACCGGCUCAAGGAUGUCAACAUUGUAGAGGUUCACAAAAUAUUCCCAAAGCUCAAGAAAAUAAGCAUUGCUGAUAACAACUGGAACUGUACUUUCCUGACUCGAAUGAUUCGCAGUUUGAACGCCCAGUCUAUCACGGUUGGAGGGUUUAAGUCCGAAAAUCUGAUUGCCGAUAAAACCAACGUGAAAGGAAUCUAUUGCACUGAUAGCACCAAUCCCCUCGCCGAAUGGAACGUGACCGUCAAGCAUUUGGACAAAUAUUUGAACGCUUCCGCCCCGAUUGAAGAUUACACGGAAAUCAAACAAAUUAUGCAAAACGCAAUCGAUGACAUCAACAAGUUCACCGACCAGAGAGCGUUCAUUGCGAACAAAUCCGAUCAACUGGAAGGGGAAAUCUACGACCUGACGAAGAAGAUGAUGUCAGUUGAGAACGAAAUUUACGAGGUGAAGAAAACGAUUCUGGAGGUGAAAAUGGCCCAACUGGCAAAUGCAACCAACGAGACCCUCAUAUCCGGCGAUCUGAAGAAAAUGAUGCAGGAACUGAACGACCUCACUCUCUCCAAGUUGAAGCAAACGAAGGAAGAAAUUGAAUUCAAAAUCUACCAGCAGACGUUCAAGAAUGAAAAAUUGGAGGAAAAAAUUGCCGACACCUCAGGAAAAUUAUUAAUUAUCUCCAAACAGAUCGAUCAAGUUCGAAGCUCUUCAUUUAUGAGUCACAACUCGAUGGAACUGAAGGCAGCUUCGCCCUCGGAGCACGUGGCUUCAUCCGGAACCGGCUCCUCUCAGAUAAUGAUGGUCAUAAUUCUGGUGCUGCUGAUUGCUCUGCUCAUUCUAGUGGUGAUGGCAGCUUAUCGGAGCCAUUUGCCAUUCGGCAGAAGAAAGCGCGGAGAACGCUAUGGUACAUCAUCGAACACCCUCGCAACCAUUGUGGACGACAUUUGAAAGUAGGUGAACAAAGUACACUUAGAGAUAAGAGCGGCUGCUUUCGCAUUCGAUGGGAAAAUGUGAAUUUGAAUAAUCAGUGAGCAUAAUCUAAGUGCUGGUAUUGUAAUAAAGAGGUAUUGUAGAAAAAUAAGAAAUGUAGAUAAAUAAAAAUAAAAAAAGGGUUAGAUUAUUUUCUUUAAUUAUUACAUAGCAUUAUUAUUAUUAGGGGUACUCACUAAACAGAUUAAAUUGCUGCGUAAGCCAUGAUUUUCUGCUUAUUUGAAAUGUUUCAUGAUUUUCGAAUGAAAUAAUUAAAGAUUACCUUGGUGAUCACGACUUUUAAUCCGUUUAAUCAGUUUACGCUGUUAAGUGAAUCCCCCUAUUGUCUUUUUUUCAACCAUUGGAUGGUAUACCUCAAAGGUAUUUAUUUCAAUGGUUGAUGUUAGGGACGCUCUUUCUCGGGAAACCAAGAAACCUCUCGCUAGCCUGUUACAGCAGCUUCGAGACUGCAAAGAAUGUUUAUUUUAGAAAUAUUAUUAUACACUACAAAGAUUAUAACUUACAUUAUAGUCUGAUGGUUGAAAUUCUCGAGUCGCGAUCCUCCUAACAACUGAACUACUGCUUACAUGCUAAAUGCUCAUAUGAGCUAAGAGGAGUUCGGAACUCACCAUACACUGAAGGAAAUUACGUAGUCUUGAAUUUCCAACAGUUGAUAAACAUUCAACUUUUAAAUUCUGGUAACAAUAAAACUUAUAUUCCUGUAAUGUACACAUUAACCAAAGUAAUAAAAAAAACAAAUCCGGAAAAUUUGAUAUGCUGCAAAUGCCUUAAAUGGCGGUAAAUGUACCUCUACAGUCUGCCUUCUGAUAGCCUGAAGUUUUCGUUGCCAUGAACAACGGCAGAUGUUCCCUUGUACAGCAAAAUCACCGAUCAAAGAACAAUAACAUAUUUGUUCCAUAAGCAAUUCCUACAGGAUAUCUACUCAUAAUGCAAUAUAAAACUCCCUGAGUUUUCUAGGGGGAUCUUAAAAGUUUAGAAUUAAAAAAAAACUGAUCAAUUUUUAAAGUUUAGAUAAAUAUUUUUCAAAAAUACAUAGAGAAACAUCUUUGCACAA